AUGUCCGAUCAGCCCAACCUCGAGCCAGUCCGUCGCGCCGCCCUCCUCGCGACCCUCCACGACCUCAGCCAGCCACCCGCAUUCCUCGCAGGCGCUAUCUCGACCGCCGCGCGCCAGACCACCGCGAACCUGCGCAUCAUCCUCUUCUCUCCGUCCUUCAACGAAGCGACACCAACUUCAGAUGCUCCGCGAGGCGGGAUAGACCUCCGCAGCGACAGGAACGAGUACUCGCACGCCGGGCACUGGCAUGAAGUACAGAGGCUGUUGACGUUCGUUUACGUGCAGGCGACCAAGGUCGCGCAGGAUAUGGGGAAGGUGUUGAUGGACAUAGACGUACUGCUUAGGGGAACCGAAGAGCAGUUCCCGGAGGAACUGAUCCGCGAUGUAGAACGCACAUACUGUGUCACGCCUCCACACCCGAGGUUCCCUGCGCUCCCUGCAUCGGUGCAGGAACGCACGGACGUCGUAUCGCUCAAACACGACGCAUCACCCCACUUCCCCCACCACCCACACCCACCCCCUCCAUCCGACCCCAAUCUGCCCUCGCUCUUCCCGGUGGUAGCUCUCGGCGGUACAUUCGACCACCUCCACGCGGGUCACAAGAUCCUGCUCAGCAUGGCCGCGUGGAUCGCCAGCGAGAAGCUCAUCGUCGGGAUAACCGAUGACGUGCUGCUGAAGAACAAGGUGAAUAAGGAGGUCCUGGAGAAGCUGCCCGUGCGCACGGCACGAACGCGUGCGUUUCUCGAGCUCUUCAAAGCUGGGCUGGAGUACGACAUCGUGCCGAUCAACGACGUGUACGGGCCAACCGCUUGGGACCCAAACGUCCAGGCGCUAGUCGUCAGCAAGGAGACGCUACCUGGUGCAGCAGCCAUCCACAAGCUGCGAGCGGAGAAAUCUCUUCCUUCCCUCGAGACCUUCGUCAUCGACGUCAUCUCUUCUACCGAAGCCAGCGUCGACGACGAAGACGCAGAAGUGCUGAAAAAUACCAAGUUGAGCAGUACAUUCAUCCGUCAGUGGAUCGUAGAACACCCGGAUGCGCGUUGA
Messenger RNA from Laetiporus sulphureus 93-53, 1044 nucleotides. Its product is annotated as Nucleotidylyl transferase. Lineage: Eukaryota; Fungi; Basidiomycota; Agaricomycetes; Polyporales; Laetiporaceae. Gene Ontology annotation, biological process: coenzyme A biosynthetic process. The transcript is spliced from 4 exons. The record is from RefSeq and is a predicted model, not a curated record. Gene Ontology annotation, molecular function: dephospho-CoA kinase activity. Bases 1 to 1044 code for a protein of 347 amino acids.